Molecule: messenger RNA, 3926 nt
Organism: Leptonychotes weddellii (Weddell seal)
Lineage: Eukaryota; Metazoa; Chordata; Mammalia; Carnivora; Phocidae
Gene: ATCAY
Product: ATCAY kinesin light chain interacting caytaxin
Biological process (GO): apoptotic process
Cellular component (GO): cytoplasm
Source: RefSeq, a predicted model, not a curated record
AGCAGCAUAAUUAACUGUCUGAAGGCAGCCGAGCCUCCGCCGGCACCGAGCCGGCGAGAAGACAGCUCGGAGGCACGGGCUGCGACCGUGCCAGGGGCCGGGAGCGCAGCCGGCCGAGGGGCAGCCGACCGCUAACUGCGGCGGUCCCCCAGCUCUGGACAAAAGCGCCCAUCCGCGCCGCCACGUUGCUCUGGGUGACCUUCGCUGGGUGCAGAGUCCGCCCCUGCGCGCGUCCUCCUCCGAUGCUCUGAAGGCCCAGGGGCCGCGCUCCGAAGCCGAGGGAUGUCCGGCUGCAUCCGCGCGGGGCUCGCCUUUGUUUGCGCGUAACGGGCAGAGGCCGCCGAGGAUUCAUCUCUGCUUCAAGCCAGCACCUCUCCUUGGUUCUCAUGGGGACCACUGAAGCCACACUCCGGAUGGAAAACGUGGAUGUGAAGGAAGAAUGGCAGGACGAAGCUCUUCCCAGGCCACUCCAGGAAGAGACGGGGAUGGACCCACUUGGCAGCCCCACGGAAGACACGUCCUCCCCUCCCAACACGUUGAACUUCAACGGAGCUCAUCGGAAGCGGAAGACACUGGUCGCCCCGGAGAUCAACAUCUCCCUGGACCAGAGCGAGGGUUCCCUGCUGUCUGAUGACUUCCUGGACACUCCCGAUGACCUGGACAUCAACGUGGACGACAUCGAGACCCCCGACGAGACCGACUCGCUGGAGUUCCUGGGGAACGGCAAUGAGCUGGAGUGGGAAGAUGACACCCCCGUGGCCGCUGCCAAGAACAUGCCCGGGGACAGUGCAGACCUGUUUGGGGAUGGUGCAGCAGAGGAUGGCGGUGCCACCAACGGACGCCUGUGGAGGACAGUGAUCAUUGGAGAACAAGAACACCGAAUUGACCUGCACAUGAUCCGGCCCUACAUGAGGGUAGUGACCCACGGAGGGUACUACGGCGAAGGUCUCAACGCCAUCAUCGUGUUUGCUGCCUGCUUCCUCCCAGACAGCAGCUCCCCCGACUACCACUACAUCAUGGAGAACCUCUUCCUGUACGUCAUCAGCAGCCUGGAAUUGCUGGUGGCCGAGGAUUACAUGAUCGUCUACCUGAACGGAGCCACGCCCCGGCGGAGGAUGCCCGGCAUCGGCUGGCUGAAGAAGUGUUACCAGAUGAUCGACAGGAGAUUGCGGAAAAACCUGAAGUCCCUCAUCAUCGUGCACCCCUCCUGGUUCAUCCGCACGGUGCUGGCCAUCUCCCGUCCCUUCAUCAGCGUCAAAUUCAUCAACAAGAUCCAGUAUGUGCACAGCUUGGAAGAUCUGGAGCAGCUCAUCCCCAUGGAACACGUGCAAAUCCCAGAGUGCGUGCUUCAGUACGAAGAGGAAAGGCUCAAGGCCAGGAGAGAGAGCGCCAGGCCGCAGCCAGAGUUCCUCCUGCCCAGGUCCGAGGAGAAGCCAGAGGCGGCGCCGGCGGAGGGCAGAUCUGCUCCAGGUACAGAAGAUCAGGAGACGAGCCUGUCCUGAGGUGACGAGAAUACAGAGAAGGACAAGAAGAAGAUUCCAGAUGCCAAGAAACCUGUCAGACGCCCUCCGGCCCUGGACCUCAUCCCCUCCUCAUCCUGAGUCCCCGUCUUCGGAAGAUGCCAGUCUCCUCCAUCCAUCUCUGAAACCCAGCCUCCUUUUUAGCUGCUUGAAAAUAUUUUGUUUUGUUUUGUUUUAAACAACGCAGUAGUAGUGUGUUCCAGAAAAGGACCCGGUUCUCAGCCCUCCAUCCUUCCACGCUCAUGAGCUCAUGGCCAAGAAGAGCAAGAAGCUCAGGGCAUGGCCCGGGUGUCCUUGAUGGCUUCAGAGACCCCCUCCCACUGCACAAAGUCCUGAUUCAAGACCCUUCUCUUGCUUGUCACCUGGCCCACUUUGGAGCCACCAAUGCCCACCAGCUCCCUGGCCGGAUCUGGAUUCAUUCUUGUGCCUUUUCUCCUAGAAGAGCCCCUGCUGCUCUGGGCAUCCGGCCUGGAGGCUCAGCCCCCCACCUGUGCCAUGCCCCCGGGAACCUCCCAACCUUCCACCUCCUGGUUUUUCAUCUGACCAGCUCCCCCAUCUCUUCUGGUACCCACCUUCUUUGGGAGCAUCGGAGCCCACAGCACCAGUGAGCUGCCGAUAAUUACCCCAGCCCUUCAGUUAUAAAACCGCCCCUCCCCAUCUAGAACAUUCUCAAGCCCCUCUCACAUGGAUGCCACACCCCAGAGCAGUCCUGGUCAAUACCUCCUACUAAGGGAAUGAAGUGUCCCCACUUUCCUGAUUCCCCCCAUUGCAGGGUUGGGAUGCGCCCCUCAGGCUCCCACCAAGGGGAAACGGGCUCUGAACUGCGUGAAGGAAGAUACAGGGUAUUACAGGCUUGAGUAUUUGGAAGUUCACUUGGGAAAGGAAAUUCCCGUGGCCUGGAUGCUGUGGGGACCUGCAGUCAAAGGCGGAAAGUUGACCUUGGACAAAAGACAGACUUCUCUAAUGCGGCCCAAACACCCGUCGGGUGGCCGCUAGAGGUAGUGAGUUCCCCAUCUGUGGAGGCAUUUAAGAAAAGGCUGGGAAGCGCUUGCAGAAUGUGGUCCUCUGCAGUCUCCUCCAAUCUUAAGAGUCUCUAUUUAUAUAAAUCUGAGCGAAAGUUGACUGGGCACCUUCUCCGGGACCCUCCUACUGGCUCUGCAGCUAGCUUCUUAGCGGUCAAGAUUCAUGCGCGCUGAGUAUGAGGCUCUUGGCCUCAGUGGCAAUGUCAAAUGCCUCUCGACCUGGGACGUCAGGUGUUUGGAGGUUAUUCCAACAGUGGGAAGGAGCCGGUGGUGUUUAGUGCCGAGGAAAAGGAAUGCCCAACAUUUUGCUGCGCUGGAGAGGGUCCUGCACGUCAAGGAACUGCCCCACCCCAAACACCGGAGGCUACCACGUUGGAAAAUGAUGAGUUUCUGAGCGAGCUUGGGCACGCAUCUUCUGCGGCACAGCACUGCCCCAGGAAGGUGGGGACGCCUGGGGGCAUGGGGGGCUCUUAAAUGUGUGUUUCUGCCGUGUUUCCCGAAUGCCGAAUAAAGGACAGGACCUUGUUGGGGCCCAGGUGUGUCACCUGCAGCCUGAGGCAGCAGAGACUGGCAGAUGGGCCUCUUCCAGGCUGCCCUCCUAGAGACCCUACCCCCAAUCUGCUUGGGGCCUGCCCCAAACUCCAGGCCUGGGUGGCCGGCUGUCCUGCCCCAGGAUCAACACGUGGACCCCAAAGCUGCAAACUCCCACCUUCAUGCACGCAGUCGCCGCCCGGAGGCUGGAACCUGGCUGCAAGCUAAGGGAUAGGAACUGAUGCGGUCUACCCCGUGCCAGUUACUGAGCGCCCCGGGAGGCGACAGAGGGACAGGAAGCAGCAGACCCCAGCCUCCCGCGCCCCCCCCGCCGGAGGAGCCUGCAGGCUGCACAAGAAAUUGCAACGGGGUCCACCUGGCCCAGCAUGGCCGGCCCGCCGCCCCUCUGGACCACCAGCAGCCGCAGACAACAGGCAAGCGGGACCCAGGACCCAGCUCGGCCGCGGCAGCCCCUCUGGGAUCAAGAGAGACCCCGGGGGUGGGGGCUGUCUCCAGGCGUGAGAAGUCCCAGUGCACAGUUCCAUCCAGAGGGGGCCGGCUGCCGCCCGCACCUCAGAAGCGGCUUUGCGGAAGGCGUGUGUCUCCGGGGCGGUCGUGGCCAAAACGCAACGGACCCCGGACCCCGGACCUCGUCGGAAAGGGACGCUGGGUUUUCGUCCCGGGACACGGGAUGCGUCCUAAGUCGUAGUUCACACGCCCAUCCUAACGACAGCGAAUUUUGUGGUUUUUAAAAACAAAACAAUUCAUUAGGAUUACUGUCAUGAUGUUCAGACAUCAUUUCCAUGAGCUUUGGGGGAUUUUUAUGUGGAAAUAAAGAAGCGGUGACUGAGAA